GUCUGAGGCGCGCGGCUGGCGAGGCGGCCGCGGAGCUCGGUGCGGCGCGGCUUGGCGCGGCCAUGGCGGACUCCACGCAGAACGGGCCCGCGCAGGGCGGCGGCGGAGCGGUGCAAUUUCUGAUGGCUAACAAGUUGGAUACAGCAAUGUGGAUUUCCCGCUUGUUCACUGUUUACUGCUCAGCUUUAUUUGUCCUGCCUCUUUUAGGGUUGCAUGAAGCAGCAAGCUUUUAUCAGCGUGCCUUGCUGGCAAAUGCUCUAACCAGUGCCCUCCGACUGCACCAAAGGCUACCACACUUUCAGCUUAGCAGGGCAUUUCUGGCUCAGGCUUUGUUGGAGGACAGCUGCCACUACCUGUUGUACUCUCUUAUCUUUGUUAAUUCCUACCCUGUUACAAUGAGUAUUUUCCCAGUUCUGCUGUUUUCUUUGCUCCAUGCUGCCACAUAUACAAAGAAGGUUCUUGAUGCACGAGGUUCAAAUAGUCUGCCCUUUCUGAGAAAUCUUUUGGAGAAACUGAAUGCUAAUCAACAGAAUAUUCUAAAAUUCAUUGCUUGCAAUGAAAUUUUCCUGAUGCCAGCUACAGUUUUUAUGCUCUUUAGUGGACAGGGGAGUCUGCUCCAACCGUUCAUUUACUAUAGAUUUCUUACGUUACGCUACUCUUCUCGGAGAAACCCGUACUGUCGGACUCUCUUCACCGAGCUGAGGAUUGUUGUUGAACAUCUAAUAAUGAAGCCUUCAUGCCCUGUUUUUGUAAGAAGACUAUGCCUGAGCAGCAUUUCCUUUAUAAGCAGAUUGGCACCAACUGUUGCGUAGCCAACUUUCAGGCAUUUAUAUAAUGUGAACGUUAUGAGCAGCUGGCACAUCUGCUGAUGAUUAUAAAUUCCUGGUUUUUACACUGAUCUCACUCCAGGCUGUAGAAAAAUAUGUAUAUGCUUCUCUUGGAGGUAAUAUGAAACUUAUCAUCUCAAAAGCAAGUCUUGGAAACUUAAAAUUACUUUGUUGUAUUACUAAUUGAUGCAAAGUAGCCUCAUGUUAUCCAAAACAUGCUAAGAGGGAUAAAGGCUGAUCAUAUGGAAUUGUUUCUUAAAAAUCAUAGGUUGUUUAAGGUUGAUUAAAAGGUCUUUUUUUGUUUGUUUUAAGGAGUCUUUGCUUGAUAGGUCUGAUUGGAACCUUAGCCACUGUAAAACAUCUCCAGUGGACAGCAUCUGGUACACAUUUCGAGGCACUACACUUUGGACAGUAUUGUUCUAUUUACUAAUGUGUCCGUAGACUUAUUUUUUCUAAAUUACUAUAUUCAAUAUAAAAAUAUGACCCACUUUGAAUUUAAUAAAAUAAAAAUCAAACUGGUACAGCUAACACCUUUCCUGAAGGAGAGCUUAUUUUUAUUAAAAAAGAAAAACUCUUCCAGGCUUUUUCCUUGUGAUAUAGUCCUACAUCGUGUAGCUGGGAAAAAUCUCAAAACUCUGACCACAGGAAACCCUAUAUAGUUAAGUUGUCAUAACAAGAUGUUUUAGCAAGCCAAGUUGCUGACCUGUAAACUUUUGAGAAAAAGGUGCAGUGAUUAAACUUUUAACCUAAUCAAUGUAAAUGUAGUAGCUUUUUUCAGAAUCAUUGCAAAUGCGUUCUUGUGUCUCCACAAAUGUGAGACUGUGGUAACUCAAGCAUGUCUACUUCUAGAAAAUUAAUCUGUAGCUAGCUCUAUAUAAAUUGUCCUUCCAGUUUUUGGGGCAGUCAGAGUGAUGGGAAAUUUACAUAAAAGAUUGUACCUGUUCAGGCAUCUAUCGAAACAAAUGGCUGUAGGAUUCUUUUUGGCAUAAAUCCAUCUGAUCUUACUGAACUGAAGGCAGUGUCAUGACUACAGAAAUGAAUAAUAAAUUGAGUACUUAUUAUGCAUUCACCCAGCAGUUGAAAGGUAUGGAAAAAAAAAAAAAAAAAGUUGAAAAAAAAAAAAAGUUGAAAGGCAUGGAAAAAAGAAUGUUACCUGUCAAGAUGCAACCUGUAUCCCUAAAGCUGAGACAAAGUGUUCGACUAAUCUUCUAUGGUAAAUGUUAGUAUUUUAAUUACAUAAAAGUUAAUGGAAUUCAUCGGCCUUUUGUAAACUCUAAUGCAUUGUACUUUAUUCUUGCUUGGUCAGGGAAAUCUUAGGUAAAACACUUCUGAAAGUGAUUUUGAAACAAAGUAUUUUCUUGUAACUUGUUACCUUGUUUGUGAUGUGGCUGUAAUUCAGACUUUUUGGUUGUAUUAAGUCUUAGCCCGUUAGUUCAGAGACGUGCAUUUAUACACUUAUUUUUUUAAUUUUAUUUUUUUUUUAUUUUUUUUACUCAACCUCUUGGUAGUGAUGAAGACCUGCUUUUGGUAACUCAAUAUGAUAUUUGACUCUUGAACUUCUCUCUGAACUUGGUUAGCUAUUUAUGGCAUACUUGCACAGUGCAGAAGCAACUGCAUGCAGUCCUGCUCUACAGCUGCUAAGACUUGCAACAAGAUUCACUAUAUGUAUAUCCUGUAAUUUGAGAAUUUUAGAAAAACUGAAAUUUCUACUGUAAUAAAAGGAGUGUUAAAUGUAAUCUACUAGGCUCUUCAAGCUUAUUUUUCUAACAGAACAUACUGAUGCUUAAACCUGGAAGUUGAGCGGAGUGCAGUCGUGUGCAUGUUCUCUUGUCCCCACUGCCACUUCUGAAUCAGGAAAUAAUUAAUGUCUUGUGUGUUUCUAAAAGGUGAAUUUAUAGGGAAUUUUUGCCAUAUAAAGUGACUCUUCAAAGUUUAACUCAAGAAUAAGCACUACAAGAGUGGUAUCUAAUAGGAGUGGAAAUCCAGACCAACUUCUGACCAUUUCUCCAUUUCAGCAUUGUUCUAGACCCUGUUUGAUGUUACAUGAUGUAUUUUCAAGUGGUGAUGUCAGACUUUGCACCACUGUAACUUUAAAAUAAAGUUGGUCACCUAGGAGUAUACUGUGAGUGGAAGGCAAAUGAGGGCUCUGGUAAUUGGUGUAAGCAAAGUAACAUUACUCUUAAUUUCUGAGUCAGUAUUGCGCUCUAAGACUGCUUUUAUUAUGGGCCCAGCUUACUGUUCCUUUUGUUGUAUGCUGUUACUGGUAUGUUAGCGAAUCUUAGCAAAGAGUGUAAGCCAGGUCUGAGAUAUUACAAAAGUAGAAGGAUGCUGAGUUUUGAGACCCAGCUUUUUGAAACCCUUUAUGAAUGGGCAAGGAAGAGUAAAAGGAUUAAAUGAGUGACACUUCAAUAGGUGGAGAACUGGAAGACUCAUGAAAUAAGAGUUUAUAUAUGGAUAUGGAAUACCUUGCUAGCCUUUUCUUUUAACUAGUUUUAGAAGUGGGUUGAGGAGAGGAAGACUUAUAAAACAAAUUUGAUUUGGCUAGUCUUGCAUUUGUAUGCAUGCUUUGCUGAGACUUGCCAGCAAAACUGAGGGCUGGGUUUUUUGCUUGUGGCCUGGAAAAAUUUACUUGCAAGGUAGGCCAAGAAAACAUGGAACAAGGAGAUGACCUCCAAGCAAAAUGAAUCGGGCUACUGACCUUCACUCUGUAUCAACUUUAAGUUACUCUAGUCUUAGACUAGCCUAAGUGAUAAUAUUGAGAUUUCCCAGUGCUGCCUGAUUUCUGUCUUGUGCCUUCUUCCUAACCACAGUUUGUGACUGUUUCUAUACUAACAACUAAACACAUGAAAUGCUAGUUGUAACCUGACAGUUUGAGAUCUUUCUAGUUAAAAAAAAAAAUGUUUGGGUGUUUUUUUUCCUUUUCUCUCUCUCUUUUUUUUUUUUUUUUCUUCCUGCUGGCCAUGAUGCAGAGCCUGUAGCAGGAGCUGGUAAUAGCUAGAGAAAUUUAGUAACUGAUUGUGUAAUCCAUUUGGCACACCCCAAAUGUGAAGAGGAGCAUCCUUGUCCUAGUGAAACUUUGCCAGCCUAAUGUGGUAAUUGUUUCUGCUUUUUCUUUUUUUUCUUUUCUUUUCUUUUUUUCUUUUUUUUUUUUUUUUUUUUUUAACUUAGCUUUCAUAAGUUUAAGUACCACUGCAUAAAUUCUGUGGUAGAUCAUACCCCUCACUGUUGCACAAGCUUGCUGUAGAAGUGAGGUUCCAACAUAAGGCUCUAGUCCUGAUGGUUUAUUUCUCUACAGGUGAGAACAGACAAAUUAGGUCUGUUGGGAACUGCUAGUUCUGGUUGGGAUUUCUUAUAAGCAAAUAAUCCACUAAUACAUCCAUGCUUCCUUUAUUGUCCUUUAUUUAAUUUUAUACUUUUAGCAUUGUGCAGUUCUAUGCAUUCUGUUUCCUGAUAACAGAAGUGUUAACUGUUCCAUGAUGGAUGUUGAAGGGGAGCAAUAUCUACUAGUAUAUUAAGUUUCAUGUUUAACAAACUUUAUUAUAAUUGCAAGUCAGUGUCUGUUGUGGCUGUUUCUGAGCUACAGGUUAGUUUGAGCUGAAUUUGUACUGUUUGAGCUAUAUGUUUUGUGUGCUGUUCAAAUAGAUUGCAUAGCUGAUUGUUUUGUACCCUGUGUUGGUCCCUUUUUAUUAUUAAUCACUUGUAUCACAGUAUUUGCUGUAGAGAUCCCUUGAUAAUUAAGGAAUUACAGUUAUUGCCAGUUUUGCAGAUAGGAACUGAGGCAGAGAAGGAAAGAUCACUUUCCCAAGGCUCUCUAAGAGCUUUAGCAGAACAGGAAGUGAAAACAAAAAUAAAAAUGUUGGACAAGU
Molecule: messenger RNA, 4693 nt
Organism: Rhea pennata
Lineage: Eukaryota; Metazoa; Chordata; Aves; Rheiformes; Rheidae
Gene: TMEM33
Product: transmembrane protein 33
Exons: 8
Coding region: 63-812 (249 amino acids)
Biological process (GO): membrane organization; endoplasmic reticulum tubular network organization
Cellular component (GO): endoplasmic reticulum; membrane
Source: RefSeq, a predicted model, not a curated record